UCGGUUAGGUUGCAGGAAAAGGCAAGAGAAAGUUUCUUGAUGAAGGAGCAGAGACAAGAAAGAAGAAGGUGCUGUGUAAGCGAUCAGCAGAAAAGUUUCUGACUUUUGGUCCUGAAACUAAGAGUUUCAUUGAGGGUCUUAUCCGCACAUCUGUCACUUCAUUGGGAGAUGUGCUCAGUAUGCAAAUGGCGAAUAUGGAGAGAGUGUUUACAGAGAGGAUGGGGAAGAUGGAGAUUGAGGUUUCACAGCUCAAGGACGCAAUCAGUUUGACUGGUGAAGGAAGCUAUCCUAGUAAGAAAGAAACUGAAGAAGCUCCACUAAACAGCAAAGCCAAGCAAGCUCCACCUAAGAGCAAAGGCGCUCAAGCUCCACCUAAGAGCAAAGGCGCUCAAGCUCCACCUAAGCGCAAAGGCGAUCAACCUACUCCAACAAAAAAGGACGGGAAAAAGAUUGCUACAGAAACUAAUGAUUUUGAUUUUGGAUUGAGUACACAAGACUUGCGGGACCUGUCCCAAGCUACAUUUGUUGACGGUUUUGAUCUGUCUCAAGUGAAAGUUGAGACGUCAAGUAAAUCGAAACCGUUUAACAUGGCUCCACUGCAGUGGAAUGAUGAGGAAAUGGAUCGAACCAAAGAAGACUCGCCAGAUGCCGCGUUGGUGUUUUUCCGUGAAGAGGAUUGGGAAAAAGUUAGAACUUGGUCAACUUCCUCCACGUAAGUACUCUAUUCUCAUUCAUCUGUCAUGUAUUAAUACAUUUAAAAUAA
This is a messenger RNA of Brassica napus (rape), 763 nucleotides long. RefSeq lists its product as uncharacterized. The transcript has 2 exons. The coding region runs from base 180 to 716 and encodes 178 amino acids. The record is from RefSeq and is a predicted model, not a curated record. NCBI's taxonomy places the organism in Eukaryota, Viridiplantae, Streptophyta, Magnoliopsida, Brassicales, Brassicaceae.